Sycon ciliatum is the source of this 2979-nucleotide messenger RNA. Its product is annotated as cytochrome P450 4F2-like. Gene Ontology annotation, molecular function: monooxygenase activity; oxidoreductase activity, acting on paired donors, with incorporation or reduction of molecular oxygen; iron ion binding. The record is from RefSeq and is a predicted model, not a curated record. Lineage: Eukaryota; Metazoa; Porifera; Calcarea; Leucosolenida; Sycettidae. The transcript has a single exon. The coding region runs from base 441 to 2474 and encodes 677 amino acids.
UCAUUUCUUACGAGGCUGACGGAGAGAACGUUUGUGCCCUAUUUUUGCCGCCGUCUGUUUCUUUUUGUCUCGCAGUACAGCUUGCUCGCGCUGCGAGAAAGCACAGGCAAAUCGUGUACAUCAUUGCCGUACGUGCAGUCUGUGCUAUGCGUUGUGCCUUUCAGUGUAAGUUUCACAUCAGCUUGCCCAGUCAGUCCUCAACGCGCUAGCUCAUCGGUGUGUGUGGAGUGGUGCCCUCGCACACACACACCAGCAUCCAGCAGUACCUCGUGCUGUCAGCGGCGUGCAGGGACAGUCCCUAGGGGCCACCACUCGCGCAGCUAGCCAAGCAGCGCACGGAAAAGCAUUGGGCAGCUCGUGCAUUAUUACAGGGGACAGCUCCUCACAGUAAAGUCGCAUCCGCCCGCUCAUCAAGCGAGCGCUCCGCAAAUAAAGUGCAGAUGGACUCGUCGCAAUCGUCCACGACAACUUUCUAUAGCUCAAUUCCUGGUGAAAGCUUCGCAAACUCCAAUGGCGGUGUUAGCGGCUGGCUGCGCUUUCUUGUGGCUCUCCUGCCCCAAGCCCAAUCGCCAAUGGUGCUGCAGGGGUGCGGCACAAUUGCUGUUACGCUGGUGUCGUUGCUACUGCCAUUGAUGUUUCUCCUCACUUCAUUCAACCAGUUCUCUUCGGCGGCGCUCAGCAGCCUGGUAGUGGUCCUCGUCUCCUUCUCUCUCCGUGAGCAAAUGGCUAAGGUUGUUUCUCUGCUAAAACGCGUCUCCUUACUGAGGCGCGUGCCGACGGUUGAGGGCAGUUGGCUGAGCGGGCACGCCAAGCUGCUCAAUCCAGACAUCUCCCUACCGAACUGGCGCCGCUGGGUGGCGCAGCAUCCCCGAAUUCUCCGAUUGCAUCGCCUGCCGCUGGACGAUUUCAUUGUCGUGCAUCAUCCGGAUAGCGUCAACAAGGUGCUGCGCUCCAGCGUCCAUCCGCGUGAGCAGUACAUCUACAGCUUCCUGCAGCCCUGGCUAGGCUCCAGUCUGGUGACGAACUGUGCGCCGGACUGCGCUGCGCGUCGGAAGCUUCUCGCUCCGGCGCUGAGCGCACGCCAUUCGGCGCGGCGCGGCGCAAUCUAUCGGGCCAGCAUCGCCGAGUUGGACACGGUGUGGGACGCUCGACUGUCGGCAGCGGCAGACGGAGAGCGACCGUGUGCAGUGGUGGAUGUUCAGGAGGCCAUGUGCCUGCUGAGCCUUGACGUCAUACUGCGGUGUGCGUACAGUUAUUCAUCACACUGUCAGAGAGCUGCUAUGCCUGAUGACUCGCGUAUGGAACAGCCUGCUGAGGACGUUGUUGCGUAUGCCAGAGCAGUGCCCAAGCUGUUGAGCAUGAUCGUAGACCGACUCCUGGCCAUCACCCAUCAUAUUGACGCCGUCUACUGGAGGACGACGGCGGGCAAGCUGUAUACGCAGCUUGUUCGAACAGCGCACUCGUUCACACACAAUCAGAUUGCCAAGCGACAACGGCAGCAAGAGGAGUCGGACACCGAGAGCGAGGACAGCGACGACCAAGUUGCCGCCAUUGCCAGGACCCAGAGCGGCGAGGACUUUCUCAGCAUACUGCAGAAGGCGCACAGCAGCAACAACAGUGAGUCGGCAACGGCCACACAACACAGCAGCAGCAGCAGCAAUCCACUGCAGCAGCACCUGGUCAGCCGGGUGCCUGGACUGGCCUCGCUCUCAGCGGAAGCCUUGCACGCACUGGAGUCGGACCUGGAAACGCUGGUGUUCGCUGGCCACGAUACCACGGCAACGGCUAUGUCCUGGGUUCUCCACUACCUCGCCGUACAUCCCGACGCUCAGCAGAAAUGCUACAAGGAGAUUUCGCACGCCAACGCCUGCUCCGGUGGUUGCGAAUCGGACAGCGCAGGUACGCACACCACCACCGCCAGCUCGGACAGUGACAACAGCUCUGCGUCUGUAUCCUCAUCGGCGUCGAGUGCCUCGGCUAGACCGUCUCGGCAGCAGCAGCAGCUGCCGUACCUGCUGGCGUGCGUCAAGGAGGCCAUGCGUCUCGCCAGCGUAGUGCCGUUCAUUCACCGGCGCCUUGGCGAGGACAUGGUCAUCGACGGCUACACGCUGCCGCGCGACACUCGCAUCAUGGUCUCACUGUGGGGACUCCACCACAACCCGGCCGUCUGGGCUCGGCCCGAGGAGUUCCUGCCCGAGCGUUUCCUGACGGCGUCGGAUCCACGCGCUCGCGAUCUCACGCUCACGCCGAACGCCACGCGCGACGCCUUCCUGCCCUUCUCCGUCGGCAGCCGCAGCUGCCUGGGUCAGCGCAUGGCCAUGGAGGAGGUCGUGUCGCUAUUGUCACUCUUGAUUGCCCGCUACGAGUUCAGCAGCCAGGCAGAUAUCACUGGCCCGGAGCCACAGCCGUACCCGACGAUCGUGAUGCACUCGAAGAACGGCAUCCGCCUGCUUGUAACGAAACGCGACGCCUAACCCGACAGUCGAGGAACACACUUACUCGUACAGUAGAGCAAGACAGCACUAUAUUCAGAACUUCAGGACUCUAAUCUCCGUACUCUUUAUGUGCGUUGUUGUUGUUUUUUUAGGUAAACCGAACUAAUGGUGUGAGCAGGGCAGAGACGCGUACACUCGUAGAUCUCUUGAUGGUGUGCCAAUAGCCUACCCCAUUCGUCUUGAUCUCGUCAAGCACAAACCCCAAUUAUAUUCCAGAGUAUUUAUUCUAUACUUCUAACAGGGAGAGCAAUACAAUUAUGACUCCUCCAGCUGCAGCCCCACUUCACUCAUUUUUUAAAUGUUUGACUUCCGGUGUUGCAGCAGAGCGAAUGCAGCUGUACUUCUUUUCUUUAAAACUGCCUGCCAUUGUGAACCCUUUGAGAAUUUAUACAGCUUUAGUGCGCUGUGAAUCAUGUUGUUUGUGUGCAACUGUGCCCUAUGCCUCUUAAGGCGACGGAUGAGGACAGUCAUACAACAUGAAUCA